Lactuca sativa (garden lettuce) is the source of this 2363-nucleotide messenger RNA. RefSeq names its product ABC transporter 1 (gene ABC1). The record is from RefSeq and is a predicted model, not a curated record. Gene Ontology annotation, biological process: ubiquinone biosynthetic process. NCBI's taxonomy places the organism in Eukaryota, Viridiplantae, Streptophyta, Magnoliopsida, Asterales, Asteraceae.
CUACAGUAGAAAUCCCUAUACGACCCUUUGAAUAAAAUCGAUACGACGCCUCCGCGUUGUUGAAAUCGUAGUCUGGAUAUGGCAUCGUUGAAAGACCUCGGCAAGCUCGUGAAUGGAGUUUCCCUGGUCGCCAAGGAGGCCAUGAGACGGGGUAUCGAUAAGCCAGACUUGCAAUCCCUAAUCCGGCGAGCCAUCUUAUCAGCCACCGACAUAUCCGGUCUCACUAAAGGCGAGGUUCGCAAUUUCGUGAUCACCGGUAACAAACCCAUUGGUGAUACGGACGGUAUCAAACAAGACAGCAGCGUUGUCUAUUUUGGGGAGGAGGUAGCUUCUUCGUCCGAUACAACUUCUGACCCAAACACCCCCAAAGAAGCGCAGAGACAUUUCCCUUCUCCUACCCCUACCCCUACCCUUAUAUAUGACAAUGGAAAUCUCCACGCGGAUGCUCGUAUAAACCAUCCAAAAAAUGCAAAGUGGGAAGGUGAUGUCGAAUCGGGGUCCCUUCAGACUAUGAUCAUUACUCCUCCUCCGGCUACUUUGGAUAACAAUGCUGCUGCAAUUGGAGUUGGAGAAGGAAAGGCUGUUCCUUUGACCAAUUCCCCGCCGCCUAAAGCACCGCCACUAAUAAAUAAACAGAGGCGGCGCAAGGAGAGGAGGGUUCCUUCCACCCCGUUCUCGAGAGCGCUUGGGUUUGCUGGACUAGGAGCUGGGCUUGCCUGGGGAACUGUACAGGAAUCUGCUAAGAGACUCGUCUUUGGUAACACUAAAUCAGAAAACAAGCAGUCCGCCCUUUCGCCUUUUUUAUCCGAAAAAAAUGCAGAACGGCUGGCUUUGGCUCUAUGUAGGAUGCGUGGGGCAGCACUCAAACUAGGACAGAUGUUGAGCAUCCAAGAUGAAUCCCUUGUUCCUGCUCCGAUCUUGGCUGCUUUGGAUAUUGUGCGUCAGGGUGCUGAUAUUAUGCCAAGAAGUCAGCUUAAUCAAGUUUUGGAAUCUGAAUUAGGCCCCAAUUGGUCCUCCAAGUUGAAAAGCUUUGAUUAUGAACCUCUUGCUGCUGCAAGCAUAGGCCAGGUGCACAAAGCUGUCACCAAGGAUGGUUUGCAACUUGCAAUGAAAAUUCAAUAUCCUGGUGUCGCAGAUAGCAUUGAGAGUGACAUUGACAAUGUAAAAUUGCUCUUAGACUAUACAAAUCUGAUUCCGGAGAAUUUGUAUCUCGAUAGAGCUAUGAAGGUGGCGAAAGAAGAGUUAUCACGUGAAUGCGACUACGAGUUGGAGUCUUCAAAUCAAAAAACAUUCCGCAGAUUACUAUCAAAUGUACAAGGGUUUUAUGUUCCAUUGGUGGUAGAUGAAUUAUCAAGUAAAAAAGUUCUGGCUACGGAACUUGUUCAUGGAAUUCCUAUUGAUAAGGUUGCAGUUCUGGAUCAAGAGACUCGUAAUAAUGUUGGGAAAAAGUUGCUCGAGCUUACACUGAUGGAGCUAUUUGUCUUCCGAUUCAUGCAGACUGAUCCCAACUGGAGCAAUUUUUUGUACGAUGAGGCUACACAAUCAAUAAAUCUGAUAGACUUUGGAGCAGCUCGAAAUUACCCCAAGCGUUUUGUUGAUGAUUACUUGAGGAUGGUGGUUGCGUGUGCAAAUUGUGACCGGGAAGGGGUAGUGGAGAUGUCGGAGAGGCUUGGGUUUCUGACAGGGAAGGAAUCAGAGAUAAUGUUGGAGGCUCAUGUUCAGGCAGCUUUUGUUGUAGGGUUGCCGUUUGCAGCAAAUCAUCCUGGGGGUUAUGAUUUCCGUGCUAACAACAUAACUCAAAGCCUUUCAAACAUUGGUGGGACCAUGUUGAGACACAGAUUGACACCACCACCUGAUGAGGUCUAUAGUCUACAUCGCAAGCUUGCUGGUGCUUUCCUCGCUUGCAUAAAGAUUGGUGCUGUUGUACCUUGCCGCGACCUUUUGCUUCAAGUUUACCAAACUUAUCAGUUUGAUGAUUAGAGACCUUCUUUCUUCCCUGCCCCCUUUAUCUUGCUGUAUAAUAACUACAUAUGAAUAUCACAUACAUGGCUAACCCGGCUUAAUAAUCCUGAUGCUACAACCCAACCAUUUAAGAUUCCAUCUCACCAAAUUAUCACCAAAUUGUCGCAUUUCUGCGUAUUCUGGUUUUGUAACAUUUUGACAAAAUUGCCAAAGCUGUAGAGGUAGUAGGUUAAGUAAUCAUAUGAUUUUCUUAUGUUUGUUUGUUAUUUUCUUAUAUAGUAAAUAGGUACGCGCACUCCCCAUUCAAUAAAUUAGUGGCACGUUAUAUGAUUUGAUACUCUAGGUGGUCGCUUAUACAUGUAUAAAUACAACUGCGUGUCUGAGUUUGUUCAUUCCUUUUA